CCGCCAAUAUGGGUGAUAUUCCUGAUGGGCGAACUCUAAGGGACUACGCUGAUGAAGUCCAGAAGCGUAUUGACGAGGAGCGGGAGCGAACAGAAGAAGAGAAGUUCCUCCGCUCUUCUCUUAGGGGAUCCGAUCGUUUGAAAGCCAUCGAAAAUUUUCGUAAAGUUGUUCGUCCGGGCUUUCACGAACCCCAUCCGGAACUCAACGAAGCUUUUGAAUACGACGAUGGAGAUGUUCCCUCUAAAUCAGAACUUUCCGAACUCCUGAACUACUUGCGCACCAAGUUGCAAGUGAUCAGAAGCAGUGAUACGGGAGACUCAUCUGAGGCAGACCAGUGGGAAUGGCUUCUUGGUGUACUGUCGGAUCCGUUGCUCUGCAAAGCGUUUUUGAUGCAUGACCGUGUUGCGGUUGCUUACGAAAAGUGCAAACGCACAAUGGCUCCACUGUGUCGCGAUCAAUGGCCCGUCCUACCAGGCUCAGCGUACGAUGUGUUGGAAUCAGUACAGACGCUGAUACUGAGCACACUUCAAAGUCGUUUGCAGCUAGACGCCUACACUGUGAAUCAUUUAUCGAAUUUACACAAUAUACUGGCGCAACCAAGAAUCUGGAAUCUGUUGUUGGCAAUGGAUGGCCUGGCAAAUACGUGGCUGUUUGAGGCUGGUACAACGAUUGAAGAAACUCACACAGUGCCAGAAGAAGAGACGCGGCUUGACUCACCAUCUCAAGGUGAUCCACUUGUCCAGGAGAGUAUCGUCCCGGGUUGUUAUGCGACACUAGCGUAUGACGAAUGUGGUCGAGAUUCAUAUUCGGAACAAGGAGUUCGUUUGAAAUAUGUCGUGUUCCAGAAAGGGGAUAAUGAAUUUCUGGGCGCGACAAUCCGCAUUGAAAGGCGUUCGGUUUUGAUCGCACGUAUUGUCAAUGGAGGACUGGCGCAAAAGACUGACCUACUACACGAGGGUGAUGAACUUCUUGCCGCUAAUGGAGUUGAACUUCUGGGCAAGGAUCUAAAUACAGUUACCGAUAUACUGGUAAACUGGACUGGGUGCCUCCGCCGUAUGGAUCCCACCAGUAGCAGCUGCUUUAUGGCCAAAUGCAGGAAAGCGAUUCGCCGGCAAACCGAACCUAUGCUGUCAGGACUUGCUCAAGCUGACAGCCCAAACUUCCGGUUGCUUUGGGCAUCCUUGCGUGGACGUGUCGUUUUACUGGUUGCACCCGCAACUGAUCCCUACACGAAGACUUCCACCGGAAGCAUUAUCCACCUACGGGCUUUGUUCUCGUACGAACCCGAAGAGGAUCGUUACCUGGCCUGUCACGAGCUGGGGCUAUCUUUCAGCAAAGGCGAUAUUAUUCACGUCACUGGCAGACGUGAUCCAAACUGGUGGCAAGCAUACCGGAGUGAUGAAAACGUAGGCCUUGCAGGCUCGGUGGGCACCUUGGCCGGCCUCAUACCCAGUCCAAUCUAUCAGCGUCAGCGGGCGAUUCUUCGGUUACAGUCAUGGCUCAACAGCGGGGCAGAGGAUGUAGAGUUAGAUGAAGACGUCUCUGACAUAGAACCAGAAGGUGAUCAUCGAGAAUACAAGGAAAACUGUAAUGUAGUUACCAAGGAUAAACGUUUCCUUGGCAUGAAGUUGCCUUUUUUGAAAUCGAAGAGUCCCCAAAAUACCAGAGCUCAUGUGAACGAAACUCACAAUGUUUCCCGUGAAAGCGAAGACACAAAUGAACGCGACCCCGUGGAUUCUACGAGUCCAGGCCAUGAGCCUCCCUCAUAUCUAAUUAACAGCGCUUUAGUUAGUUCGAUUUAUGCGGGUCGUAUGUCAGGGCAAAGCAAACUGACGAUUCAGCCAUCAGAAGGCGCAAUCGAAGAGUGGUCAGCCGCUGGGCCCGUGUGGGGUCAGCAUGGCUACGACGUACGUUCUUAUCGCAGACGUCGUCGUCACGUACACAGGUCAGGCAGCAAAUCAUCGCCUUGUGUGGAUACUUUCCGCGGCAAGAAGAAGCCAAACUAUGAAAAAGACUAUUUCCCUUCCCUGGCUCCUGUGCCUGAUACAGCUCUCACAAACUCCGAUGAUCCGGUCGCAUGGUUGGACGAAGAGGUUGCGCGUGGCUUUCUCAGACACCCCAGCUUAUGGACUUAUGAGCCCGUGGCUCAAUACCUUCCACAACCACUACGUCGCCGACCUUUAGUGUUUGUUGGCCCAGCGCACGUCGGACGGCACCAGUUAAUGCAAGGUCUGAUACAACAGGAUCCUAAUCGCUUUUGUCCAGCACCGAUCCACACCACCAACGCGAAUAUGAAGUCCGAUCUCUCAGUUCCUUACAUUAUUAUUACUGAGGAGGUGUUCGAAGCGGAACGAAAACGUGGCGAGUUCAUCGAAUGGGGUGUCUUUAAUCGCGCCCAUUACGGUACUAGCCGUUCCACACUGCGCCAACUGUAUGAGGUGGGAAAAGUUUGCUGCAUCACCCUUCGUCCUGAUUCUCUCCGUUUGAUGCGAGCCAGUGGAUUGUUUCCGUUUGUCAUCUUCAUUUCACCUCCGGAGCGGGUGGACGAGCUUCGUCGCGUUCAGAGUCUACUGGGUAUUAAAGCUGUUUGCACAGACUUCGAGCUCAAAUCGUGCAUCGAGACUAGUCGCAAGAUGGAAGUGCGCUAUGGACACUGGUUUGAUAUGGUGAUUGUGCCCGAGUCUCUGAGUUCCACUGUCGAUGAACUAAUUGCCGUUGCUACGCGUUUGGAGCGUGAGCCGUCAUGGGUGCCUCGAUACUGGCUGUGACUGAAUUUCUUUACAUCCUGUUUCCCUGCCGUACCCGUGAUCGUUAUCAUAUCAUUUUGUAUCCCUUAAUAAUGCACAUUUUUCCUCACUUCGUCCGUUUGUGAUGUUCCAGUUUCCACACGUCUCAUUUUCCAUUUUUUCGAUUUUUGCUUUUUUCAUCAAAGGCGUUUCCAUUGGUUUUGGGCUGCUACUUUUAUUGUUGCUAUUUGAUUUUGUCCGUUUCUCCUCACAUUCAUCAUGCCUUCACAGAAGUACAUCUACAAUUCGAGCACCAAUACACAAUGUGCUCAAUCUCCACG
This is a messenger RNA of Dicrocoelium dendriticum, 3067 nucleotides long. Lineage: Eukaryota; Metazoa; Platyhelminthes; Trematoda; Plagiorchiida; Dicrocoeliidae. The record is from the annotation of a GenBank genome assembly.